UUUAUUUAAUUAAUGUUAUUGAUAUAUAUAUCGAUCAGUUAAAACUGUGUCCAGAGCACCCCUGAGCAUUACUUCGGAUCGCUCUCGUUAUAAGCUGGUCUAGUUGCGAAUACGAAGAAAUGGCGACUCGUCUGCUUAAAGUUAGUUCCGCAUUGCGGACUUAUUCUAAUAAAACCAGUCUUGUAAAGGUACAGAAACAAUGGCGAUCUACAGCAACAUCCUUGAAGGAGACACUCAUCAAUCAACCACCCACCAGAGUUACAACUCUGGAUUGCGGUAUGAAAGUUGCCAGCGAAGAUAGUGGAGCUCCAACAGCUACUGUUGGAUUAUGGAUUGAUUCUGGCAGUCGGUUUGAAACAGACGAGAAUAAUGGAGUUGCCCAUUUCAUGGAACAUAUGGCUUUCAAAGGAACUACAAAGCGGUCACAAACUGACCUAGAAUUAGAAAUUGAAAAUAUGGGAGCUCAUUUGAAUGCUUACACAAGCAGAGAACAGACAGUAUUUUAUGCCAAAUGUUUGACAGAAGAUGUUCCAAAAGCUGUUGAAAUUUUAAGUGACAUCAUUCAAAAUUCCAAACUUGGUGAUAGUGAAAUUGAAAGAGAACGUGGUGUCAUCUUAAGAGAAAUGCAAGAGGUUGAAACAAAUUUGCAAGAAGUUGUUUUUGAUCAUUUACAUGCUAGUGCAUAUCAAGGCACACCUUUAGGGAGAACGAUUCUUGGACCAACUAAAAAUAUUAAAAGCAUCACGCGAAAUGAUCUUCUUAACUAUGUUAAGACACACUAUGGUCCACCUAGAUUUGUUCUAGCUGGUGCAGGUGGUGUAAAUCAUAGUACUUUAGUAGAUUUGGCUCAAAAACAUUUUGGUCAAAUGAAAGGACCUAUGUAUGAUGAAAUUCCACUUCCAUUAGUACCAUGUCGUUACACAGGCUCUGAAAUAAGAGUUCGUGAUGAUAAUAUUCCUCUUGCACAUGUUGCCAUUGCUGUUGAAGGUGCUGGUUGGGCUGAUGCCGAUAACAUUCCCCUUAUGGUUGCAAAUACUAUUAUGGGAGCAUGGGAUCGCAGCCAAGGAGGUGGUGCAAAUAAUGCAAGCUAUCUAGCUCAAGCUUCAGAAGCUGGUUUAUGCCACAGUUUCCAAAGUUUUAAUACUUGCUACAAGGACACUGGUCUUUGGGGUAUUUACUUUGUCUGUGAUCCUUUAACGAUAGACGAUUUUGUAUAUAAUAUACAAUGCGAAUGGAUGAAAUUAUGUGUAUCAGUAACAGAGAAAGAAGUAGAACGCGCAAAAAAUACCCUCAAAACGAAUAUGUUACUACAAUUGGAUGGAACUACUGCGAUCUGUGAAGAUAUUGGCCGACAGAUACUUUGUUACAAUCGACGUAUACCGCUUCAUGAACUGGAGGCUAGGAUAGAUAGCAUUACUGCUUCAAAUAUUCACGAUGUUGGCAUGAAAUAUAUUUACGAUAGAUGUCCAGUUGUUGCAGCAGUUGGUCCAGUUGAAAAUCUACCAGACUAUAACGUAAUUCGUUCCGGCAUGUACAGAUUACGACUAUAAAUACAUUUCUUAAGGUGAAGUUAGAGUGAGUCGCCAGCAGCAUUAUUCCUAGUAAAUAAUUUGGAUUAAAAUAAGACUACAGAAAGCUCGCACUACUCGUAAAUGUUUAUCGUAGUUAAAAUUAUUAUCCACAUAUAUUAAAGCCAUAGUAUCUAAAACAAAUUUUUGUGCAUUUUUUAAUAAUAUUUUGUAGUCUCAUCUUAAUCUUAAUCAAUGGAUAAUUCAUGAUCAUGUAUCUGGCUUCAGUAAAACAAUAAAUUUAAUUUAAAAAAAUUUA
Molecule: messenger RNA, 1827 nt
Organism: Megachile rotundata (alfalfa leafcutting bee)
Lineage: Eukaryota; Metazoa; Arthropoda; Insecta; Hymenoptera; Megachilidae
Gene: UQCR-C1
Product: Ubiquinol-cytochrome c reductase core protein 1
Cellular component (GO): mitochondrion
Molecular function (GO): metal ion binding; metalloendopeptidase activity
Source: RefSeq, a predicted model, not a curated record